This is a messenger RNA of Caenorhabditis angaria, 712 nucleotides long. The record is from the annotation of a GenBank genome assembly. NCBI's taxonomy places the organism in Eukaryota, Metazoa, Nematoda, Chromadorea, Rhabditida, Rhabditidae.
AUGGAUCCAGAAUUCAUCGAGGAAAUGCGCAGAGAUUUGCAAGAUUGGAAGGAUGAAAGGGAUCGAGCAGAAUUGGAUCGCCAAAAACAACUGGAGAAAGUGGAAAAUGGGGCAAAGCUUUCGGUGGUGAGUUGUUUUUGGGAUCAUUGAAAUAUUUGAUAGAAAAAAUUAAAUUAUUCAUGUCAGUUUUUUAUUCAAAAAUCUAGUAUAAGAUCUGAAAUUCUGUGAAAAUUAGCUGGUGAAGCCAAAAAAAAACCCUCUGGUUUUCUGUUUUUUUCUUUAAUGAGAUUCCGGAGAUUGAAAUUGAAAUAUUCUGAACAUUUUUCAAAAAGUCAAAAAAAGUUAUUUUUGAAAAUUCGUAAUUCAGCUCAAACUCAACGAAAAACUUUGAUCAAUAGCGCGUUUUGAAGCUUAAAUUGCCCUCCUUUCAAGUUUUUUGGUGUACUGUUAUCAAAAUUUGAAGUUUGAUGGCAGUACUCCACAACAAAAAAAAGAUGGCAAUUCAAGCUUCAAAACGCGAUAUUGAUCGAGAUUUUUCGUUGAGUUUGAGCUGACUUACGAAUUUUCAAAAAAAGAGGGUUGAAAAAUAUUUUUCUCACAUUUACUUCAUUUUUUUCAGCACUCACCGAUUCCAUUGGAUGCGGAGCCGAUUGCUCUCCGCACUCGCGGCGAGCAAUAUCGCCAGUUUUUGUUCGAGCGUUUCUGCACUUAA